CAUUUCUUAUGUAAGUUUACCUAAGUUCAAGAUGCGAUAAGAUGAGGAUUGAAAUGAUAGCCAAGAGCUGCCCUAUAAGACCCCUGUCCGCUCGGGCUCUGGUACGUCACCUCCCCCCUAUUUUGGGUGGUUUGUCUUAGUCAAGGGCCAGUGUUACACAGCUCUGCCCUUCUUGGCGCACGGCGUGGAUGCGAUCCAACUGGAGAGAGCAACAGCAAAAAGAUAACGACACAUCUGGGCUCCAAGUCUUAUUUUCUCUCUUUGCUCUUGUCUCAGACAUAAUUCUUCUUGCCCACUCACGCUCGCUAUUGCUCUAAUUCUUACCGUAUGCGCCGCGAAAGUUGACCAUCCACCAACCCACGGAGCCAUUGCCCGCGAAUUGCAACUGUGCCAGCCCGAAACGAGACACAUUGUGCGACCUUGAUCCGAGUGCGAAUAGAUACCGAGCCCUUUUCUUUCAAGCUCGCGCAAAUUUGCGAGGCUUGAUUGAUGCUAGAUGCAUAUUCGUUAAUCGCAUCCAAUUCUUGCCAGGCGACGAGCGCAGGGAUAGCGCACGCCGGCGCGACGAUUCCACAACGCCGCCGACCGUUUGUGGCUGCCAACGUGGGGCGCUGGGAUAGGGGACUACACUCCAUUACGUCGUGAAAUCCGACCCGAACAUGUCGACAUGGAGUGGGAAACCGAGCGUGAAGGGGAGCACCGAGACGAUGCGCAUGUUCUUAUUGACAUGCGUAUCCAUUGGCAUCACCUUCACAUGGGGAGUGGAAAUGACUUAUUGUACCCCAUACCUCCUCUCACUCGGACUAUCAAAGGGGCAGACAUCUCUGGUUUGGGUCGCGGGGCCAUUAUCGGGGCUGAUAGUUCAGCCCAUUAUCGGUGUUGUAGCUGAUGAAUCGACGUCGAAAUGGGGGAGGCGGCGGCCCAUCAUCGUUAUAGGGUCUUUCAUCGUGUCCGGCAGUUUACUUGCGUUGGGCUUCACCAAGGAGAUUGUGGAUUUCUUCAUUAGUGACAAGGACACUGCACAACUGAUGACCAUUGUGCUUGCGGUCCUUUCGUUGUACUCGGUUGAUUUCUCCAUUAAUGCCGUCAUGUCUUGCGGCAGGAGUUUAGUGGUAGACACACUCCCAAUAUCCAAACAGCAAACCGGUGCUGCCUGGGCAAGUCGAAUGGGUUCCCUUGGCCAUAUUAUUGGUUAUGCCAUGGGCGCAAUCGACCUGGUCGGUAUCUUCGGACCAACACUCGGAGACACCCAGUUCAAACAGCUCACCGUCAUCGCCGCGCUGGGCAUGCUCGCCACCGCCUUCAUAACAUGCUGGGCAGUCACCGAACGAAUCCUCCUCUCGGUCCGCCACGACCCCCGCCAAACCGACGUGCGCUUCAAAGUCGUCCGCCAGAUCUGUUCCACAGUCCUCACCCUCCCACCGCGCAUCCAAGCCAUCUGCAACGCCGUCUUCUGGUCCUGGAUCGGCUGGUUCCCCUUCAUCGUCUACAGCAGCACCUGGGUAGGCGAGACGUACUUCCGCUACGACGUUUCGGCCGACGCCCGCAACUCUGACGACGCCCUCGGCGACAUGGGCCGCAUCGGCAGCACAGCCCUGACGGUGUACUCGACCGUCUCCUUCAUCAGCGCCUGGGUCCUGCCGGCGCUGAUCCAAGCCCCCGAAGACAAGAGCUUCACCCACCGGCCCCCGGCUAGCAUCGCCCCCCUGAUCAACACCUUCAACAAGUACAAACCCGACCUCUUGACCGCCUGGAUCGCGGGGAACAUCAUGUUCGCCUGCGCAAUGUUUAUCACCCCGUUCGCGACCUCGUUCCGCUUCGCCACGGCGAUCGUCGCCCUCUGCGGCAUCCCCUGGAGCGUGGCCGGGUGGGCGCCGACGACCUUUCUCGGAAUCGAAGUGAAUAAACUCAGCGGACAGCCAGACCCCACAGCAAGAAAUAUUGAGAUGCGGGACGUCUCGGUGCUGGAGAUGGGCAAGCCGGACGAGGAGAGUAGUUCUUCAUCUGGCGGCCUGAGCGGGGUUUAUUUCGGUAUCUUAAACAUUUAUGUCACGAUCCCCCAGUUUCUUAGCACGCUGAUGAGCGGGAUGGUGUUUGCGAUGCUGGAGCCGGGGAAGAGCCCCGAGCUGGCGCACGAGGCGCACCCUAGCGAGACGGCCGAUCCGACGGGGCCGAACGCGAUUGCCGUGACGAUGUUUUUGGGGGCUUUGGGGUCGUUGGUGGCGGCGGUGGUGACCAAGAAGUUGAGGUAUGUGUAAAAACAGCAGCAGUUGGUAUAGUAUCAAGGGGGUGAUAAUAGGGGUUGUUGUUUCGUUUCGAAAGGGACAAAAAUGGGCAUUCGGGUAUAGAUUAUCACGAGCGCGGCGUUUGAAUUUGGGAGGGGGUUGGUUGAAAUCAUAUAUAGCAUGUUUUUUUCCUAUUAGUUUAUUGCCGUUGUUGAUUUCAUGAGGAGAGGGUUCGGUCAGUGGUGGUCGUGGGGUUUCUUUUCCAUUCUCGUCUGAGAGAUAUCUCUUUGUAAUCUUGCUAUAGGGGGCAUUUGCAUAUGAACAAGACCACAGACUUGUACAUCGUAUCCUAUCACUUUUUCUCAUGUC
This is a messenger RNA of Podospora pseudocomata, 2594 nucleotides long. RefSeq lists its product as uncharacterized. Gene Ontology annotation, molecular function: sucrose:proton symporter activity. Gene Ontology annotation, cellular component: plasma membrane. The transcript is spliced from 5 exons. Bases 660 to 2258 code for a protein of 532 amino acids. Lineage: Eukaryota; Fungi; Ascomycota; Sordariomycetes; Sordariales; Podosporaceae. The record is from RefSeq and is a predicted model, not a curated record.